Pan troglodytes (chimpanzee) is the source of this 2486-nucleotide messenger RNA. It is a transcript of the gene RDH11, whose product is annotated as retinol dehydrogenase 11. Bases 87 to 1043 code for a protein of 318 amino acids. NCBI's taxonomy places the organism in Eukaryota, Metazoa, Chordata, Mammalia, Primates, Hominidae. The transcript has 7 exons. The record is from RefSeq and is a predicted model, not a curated record.
UGAAUUGGGGCGUGUCUAGAAAGAGAAGCCAUAGUCGGCGAGCACCGCUGGGGCAUCCCGCUCGGGUGCUGCUGCAGCCGGCAGAGAUGGUUGAGCUCAUGUUCCCGCUGUUGCUCCUCCUUCUGCCCUUCCUUAUGUAUAUGGCUGCGCCCCAAAUCAGGAAAAUGCUGUCCAGUGGGGCGUGUACAUCAACUGUUCAGCUUCCUGGGAAAGUAGUUGUGGUCACUGGAGCUAAUACAGGUAUCGGGAAGGAGACAGCCAAAGAGCUGGCUCAGAGAGGAGCUCGAGUAUAUUUAGCUUGCCGGGAUGUGGAAAAGGGGGAAUUGGUGGCCAAAGAGAUCCAGACCACAACAGGGAACCAGCAGGUGUUGGUGCGGAAACUGGACCUGUCUGAUACUAAGUCUAUUCGAGCUUUUGCUAAGGGCUUCUUAGCCGAGGAAAAGCACCUCCACGUUUUGAUCAACAAUGCAGGAGUGAUGAUGUGUCCGUACUCGAAGACAGCAGAUGGCUUUGAGAUGCACAUAGGAGUCAACCACUUGGGUCACUUCCUCCUAACCCAUCUGCUGCUAGAGAAACUAAAGGAAUCAGCCCCAUCAAGGAUAGUAAAUGUGUCUUCCCUCGCACAUCACCUGGGAAGGAUCCACUUCCAUAACCUGCAGGGCGAGAAAUUCUACAAUGCAGGCCUGGCCUACUGUCACAGCAAGCUAGCCAACAUCCUCUUCACCCAGGAACUGGCCCGGAGACUAAAAGGCUCUGGCGUUACGACGUAUUCUGUACACCCUGGCACAGUCCAAUCUGAACUGGUUCGGCACUCAUCUUUCAUGAGAUGGAUGUGGUGGCUUUUCUCCUUUUUCAUCAAGACUCCUCAGCAGGGAGCCCAGACCAGCCUGCACUGUGCCUUAACAGAAGGUCUUGAGAUUCUAAGUGGGAAUCAUUUCAGUGACUGUCAUGUGGCAUGGGUCUCUGCCCAAGCUCGUAAUGAGACAAUAGCAAGGCGGCUGUGGGACGUCAGUUGUGACCUGCUGGGCCUCCCAAUAGACUAACAGGCAGUGCCAGUUGGACCCAAGAGAAGACUGCAGCAGACUACACAGUACUUCUUGUCAAAAUGAUUCUCCUUCAAGGUUUUCAAAACCUUUAGCACAAAGAGAGCAAAACCUUCCAGCCUUGCCUGCUUGGUGUCCAGUUAAAACUCAGUGUACUGCCAGAUUCGUCUAAAUGUCUGUCAUGUCUAGAUUUACUUUGCUUCUGUUACUGCCAGAGUUACUAGAGAUAUCAUAAUAGGAUAAGAAGACCCUCAUAUGACCUGCACAGCUCAUUUUCCUUCUGAAAGAAACUACUACCUAGGAGAAUCUAAGCUAUAGCAGGGAUGAUUUAUGCAAAUUUGAACUAGCUUCUUUGUUCACAAUUCAGUUCCUCCCAACCAACCAGUCUUCACUUCAAGAGGGUCACACUGCAACCUCAGCUUAACAUGAAUAACAAUGACUUGGCUCAGGAGCAGGGCUUGCCCAGGCAUGGUGGAUCACCGGAGGUCAGUAGUUCAAGACCAGCCUGGCCAACAUGGUGAAACCCCACCUCUACUAAAAAUUGUGUAUAUCUUUGUGUGUCUUCCUGUUUAUGUGUGCCAAGGGAGUAUUUUCACAAAGUUCAAAACAGCCACAAUAAUCAGAGAUGGAGCAAACCAGUGCCAUCCAGUCUUUAUGCAAAUGAAAUGCUGCAAAGGGAAGCAGAUUCUGUAUAUGUUGGUAACUACCCACCAAGAGCACAUGGGUAGCAGGGAAGAAGUAAAAAAAGAGAAGGAGAAUACUGGAAGAUAAUGCACAAAAUGAAGGGACUAGUUAAGGAUUAACUAGCCCCUUAAGGAUUAACUAGUUAAGGAUUAAUAGCAAAAGACAUUAAAUAUGCUAACAUAGCUAUGGAGGAAUUGAGGGCAAGCACCCAGGACUGAUGAGGUCUUAACAAAAACCAGUGUGGCAAAAAAAAAAAAAAAAUCCUAAAAACAAACAAACAAAAAAACAAUUCUUCAUUCAGAAAAAUUAUCUUAGGGACUGAUAUUGGUAAUUAUGGUCAAUUUAAUAAUAUUUUGGGGCAUUUCCUUACAUUGUCUUGACAAGAUUAAAAUGUCUGUGCCAAAAUUUUGUAUUUUAUUUGGAGACUUCUUAUCAAAAGUAAUGCUGCCAAAGGAAGUCUAAGGAAUUAGUAGUGUUCCCAUCACUUGUUUGGAGUGUGCUAUUCUAAAAGAUUUUGAUUUCCUGGAAUGACAAUUAUAUUUUAACUUUGGUGGGGAAAGAGUUAUAGGACCACAGUCUUCACUUCUGAUAUUUGUAAAUUAAUCUUUUAUUGCACUUGUUUUGACCAUUAAGCUCUAUGUUUAGAAAUGGUCAUUUUAUGGAAAAAUUAGAAAAAUUCUGAUAAUAGUGCAGAAUGAAUUAAUGUUUUACUUAAUUUAUAUUGAACUGUCAAUGACAAAUAAAAAUUCUUUUUGAUUA